AGCAGUUACUCGCCCCGCCUUGUUUCGAAUCAAAUCAAAAAUACAACUUUCCUCCAUCUGCAGUAUUGGGCUACGGCUCCUUUAAGAGGAAGGUGUGUCGCGACAGGUAGUCAUAGAUAAACAGGAAGUAGCCGCUUCAGUGAGACAGCGCAUCGCGACGCGCUCCUAUUACGGAACAAAGAUGCGCAUGAUACGAAACGACUUUGAGCGUCCUGACUGACGACAUGAGGCGACCUCUGCUCCUCUUCACUCUCCACCUGGCAGCCUUUCUGUCUGCGGAUGUACUUGCUCAAAACCAGGUCCAGAUCCAGUUCCAGACGGACCCAUUGCUGGUUCAGACUGGGACAGAGAUCGUCUUCACGGUGCUGACCACACCGAAUGUUGUUAUCAUCCAAUGGUUCUACCAGGAAACCCUGCUGGGUGCGUGGGCCGGUGGGACCUCAGUGCUUAAUCCAGUGGCCCAGUUCGAGGGCCGGGUCACCAUUCUGUCCACCCAGCUCAAAAUCGGAGGAGCCCAGCUCAGAGAUGCCGGCGACUACUCGGUGCAGGUGACUCCCAGGGACGACACGGGUUUGCUCCCCAACACCAGAUCCAUACGGCUCAGUGUCUUCGAUGCUGUGGCUGGCGUGAGCCUGUCUGUUCCCACGCUGGCGAUGGAGGACGGAAACGUCUCUCUGAGUUGCACGUGGACGGCCGGCACGGAUCUCACCGUGCAGUGGGGUAAAGGAGGUCAAGCUAUCAGCUCUGACUCCAGGAUCACCAUCGAGGGAGGAUCGCUGGUCAUCAACCCGGCGCGGAGAGGUGACGCCGGGGACUACACGUGCACUGUCAGCAACCCUGUCAGCGCUCGCACCGUCAGCGCCAGCCUCACCGUCUACUAUGGCCCAGACAGCCCCGUGGUGACCAAGGACGUGCCCAAAGACUGCGUCGGUGGAGGAGACGUUCUGGUGGGCCAGACAGUUCGCAUCACCUGUACAUCAAACUCCCUGCCCCCUGCCCUUUUCUCAUGGACACUGGGUGGGCAGUCGGUCGCCAGCGGCCAGCCGGACAGCGGGGUGCUGAGCCUGCAGACCCUGUCCACGGAUGAGGGCGGGCGCUACGUGUGCACCGCCAGAAACGCCAUCACUUUGAAGACGGCGGAGCAGGGGACCAACCUGUCUAUCGUCGACGUGUGCCUCAGUGGCGGGGAAGUGGCGGGCAUCGUGAUUGGCUCCUUUCUCUUGCUCCUAAUCCUCAUCCUGCUAAUCAUUCUCCUGGUGAAGAAAGUGGUGGACCAGCGAAGGCGGAGAGAUGAGUUACUGGUGCCGAAAAAUGACAGGAACCCGAGGCCUCCACCUCCCGAUCCACAGCCUAAUGGUGCGAGGGAUUUAGGCCCCGGACCCCUUCCGCCCCUCUACACACACGCGCGCAACCCUGACCGCUUUCACGGAGCACCUCAAGAGACCCGAAACGUCCCACAGACUGUGCCCCCGAACAGGGUGAUGCAUGGCACUGACACACUGGCCCGCAAUAAUCGCACCCGCACACACUCGCACAGUGGAAUUGAGAACCCGGCUUUUACACGCACAGACGCUCCGAACCUAAAUGCAGUCUCCAACGUGCAGCAGCAAAAUCCUAAUAUAGUCAUACAGGCUGGCACUUCCCAGGGUGCCAGUCAACCCCCGGCGGUCCAGGUCAACCUUCCCAGUCUGCCUCAGAGCUCUCAGCAAAACAACAGCGCGCCAAUGCCAACUAUUCACGUCAAUCUGAACUCAUAUCCGGGUAACGGCCAACAGCAGGGAAACUCAUUUCCUUUGAACAGUUUGGCUAAUAACACAGCACAAGUCCAACAAACCCUGACAGAACAAUCACACACCGGAAUGCAAAUUGGGCAGUCAAAUCCAUCCAACGCUCGACAGCAUGCUAAUGUUGAUGCUGGCCAUCAAAGUCAGGCUGGACUUAUUCCGACUGGAUUCACGCACCACAACAGCAGUAACGUGGUGCAGCGGAACGCAAACACGCAGACGGAUCAGCGGAACCUGGGCGGACCUGACAGAAACAGGCAGGAUGAAGUCAACUCCUCCCACCGGCAGAUGCCUUGGGAUCGCCUGCGAGGAACUCCGGCUUAUCCCGCAGAGUCGCCCACGAUGUCAGACAGUACAGAUUACACAACACACGCUCCCAUCCAGCAGACCAGAACCUUUGACAGAACUCAACCGGGGAGCCGAACAGAACUCAGACAAGAGGAAAGCUCUCGGUCCAGGGAAGCUGACGUCCGAGGCGCACACACUCUUAGAAUUCCUCAACUUGAGCCGGCGCGUCGCUCGCACAGCAGCCCACAAAGGGACCGGACUGGAGCAGACAUCAGAGAUGUGCCAGCGAGACAGACUGGCCCCGGGCAGGAGGGCGCUCACAGCAAUAACCCUCAGGCGCUCCCUCUCAUGAGCCAGCAGGCUGCUGUUGAUCACGCCGCUCUGUCGCAGCGACCCCUGACACAACCCAACGUGCUGCACAACGCAGAUACAAGAGCCUUAGCUGAUCCCAACCACCUUCAACAGACGCUGUUGACCCAGCAGCCAAGGGUCGCUGUGACCCAAAGACAACCCACUCAGACAGUAGCACGUGCUGCCACUCAGCCUGCAGCGCCGACCCCUAAUCCUAGCAACCUAACCGAAGCUGCCCUUAGAAGCCACACGCAGGCAUCGCAAACAUUUCAGAACCGAAGACAACAGACGCAGGCAGCUCUGCUUCACCCGGGGCCGCAGGUCCGAGCCACCGCAGUGGCCCAGCAGCCACCCAUUCCUCCUCCUGUUAUCCCUCUCGCACAGUUCCAGUCCCUACCUAAGGAGCGGACCCAGCACAGAUCUCCGGCCAGAGGCCCUCAGCCGCCGCGACCUCCUGUCAACAUACCUGUAGCUCAGCGACCGAGGCCAGUUCACCACCAUCGAUCAAAUGUGCCGCAUCAUCCCGCGGGCCCUCACCACCACCACCACCACCCCCACCACCAUGGCAACGCUGCUCUGCACAGACCCACCCACCAACGACAGCAGCAGACUCACAGAGGGAGACCGAGAUGAAGACAGAUGUCAGCGGAAGAUUUCCUACCACUGUCCCGCUUCCACUCAAGCAAGCGGAAGACGGAUCUGAUCCAACUAACAGCCAAGCAAAACUGACAGCUGUCAAACACUGCCACCUGCCCCUUCAUUGUUUUUCAAGUCUUUCCCUGGAGGAAAGAAAUAACCUAAAUGUGACUCGGUGAGUAGACUUUAAUGGGCAAGUCUUCAUGAAGCUGCACGACUCGGUGAUGAAUCGAUACCAAACAGUCAAGUAAAGCUACUGGCACUUGUUCAGGUGAGUCAGCCAUUAGAGGUGAAAUGUGAUCCAAUAACUUGAAUUAUUUGCUUUGCAUUGCGCUGCCAAAUGGAAUGUACCGUCACCGGUUACUGCAACGUGCUGGUCCUAACAUUAGCUGCACCAUCGAUUAGCCUUCCUGCUUGCUACAAGUGAGUUAAUACUGUGCCUUAAAAUGAUUUAUGGGAAGAGCAAGGUGGAAAAGAAGAGAACAGAAAUGAUUAAAAAUGUAUGUCUUCAGCCGCUGCGAUAGCUUGCUGUAUAAGAUAUUGAAGCUACCCUGAAUAGCCUUUAGCAUGUAGCAUGUAGCAUGCGCAACAUCUUCCAACUUUCUCUGAUUAAAUGCACUUAAAAAAAAAGACUAAAGUAUAUUGAGGAAAAACUUAAAAGAAGGCAAGUCAUUGUCCCAAAUGAUUUAUCUAACAAUUGAAUUCCUUGCUAAAACUGAAUAAGAAUUUAUUUUUUAAUCUCAUCGGUGAGACUUUGCGGCUGUCUACGUUGCACAUGUAUAUAAUUAUUGCUACAGUCAGCGCCCCGUGACACGGUGACACUCCUGAUCAGAGCAUAAAUAGCUGGUGGACUGGUCCCUCACGUACAAGGGGGUGUUUAUUCCGCAGCCUCUGUGUACAGAUGCCUCUCAUGACACUUCUCAAUGAAGGCGAUUCGCCUCAGCGGAGCUUGGAAAUAAUAGUGGGCUUUACCAUGAUGGGGAUCCGGCGAGUGGAUGGGUGCUUAUUAAUUAAACGCUUUGUGUGAUUCAAAUGCGAAGGAACAAAUCACCGCAGCUGUGAACCAAUGAGGUCAGCACCGAGUGGAGCCGCCGCGCCUCCCGCGUAAAAGCCAGAACAGCAAUUUUCAGUUGGUGCUGGGUCACACGUUGUAAUGAUUAAAUGUCAUUUUUUUAAACUUGUUUUUAUUGUUAUGCUGUUUCGCUUUUUACUCAGGGACUUCCUUUAUUUAUUCGCUUGUGUAUUUUUCAUGUUGGGUUGCCAAGACCAAAUGUUUCAUUUUAAAAAACCACUGUGUUGCCAUGUAAAAUAAAUAAAAUGGAGGACGCUUGGCUCUUUGUCAUUAAGCCAGUCAUCCAUUUUUUUUUUUGGGUGGGAGCAGCAGUCUUAGUAAAAAAGGCAGUGCAAAUCCAUAUACAAGUAACAUCCGAGAUCGGUUCCGACCAACUGGUCGUAAGUCAGAUUGGAGGUAAGUGGAAUGCCAUUCAGAAUAGCAGACGCGAGGGUUAUAGUUACUACUGUAGUGGUAGAUGGCUGUGUGAGAGUGAGAUGCUGGGAUACUGUGCUGCUGUAACUGUCGUACACGAUGCCAGGCUGCUACGUGCUGCGGUGCCAGACAUUGAAUUAAAAAAUAUGCAUCUGCUGGCCGUGGUCGUAAGUAUGGGUGGAUGUAAGUCAAGCAAGUCGUAAGUUGGAUGUUACUUGUCAAUGGAAUAAUCUUCCCCUUUUCGACUUUUUUGCAAAACGCAUCCGUGUCAAAAUCUGUGUGUUCAUAACACGAUAAACAUAAUUCUUGAAGCAUAUAAUAUAUGCAUUGCCGUCUUUCAUCAAAGUGGCUUCCAUCUGCAUUAUUUUUAACUUGCCGAAUCUCAGAACUGCUUCAGAACCACAAGUCUUUAUCGACAUGCGGUUCAGUCAUCUAUUGUCUCCU
This is a messenger RNA of Synchiropus splendidus (mandarinfish), 4989 nucleotides long. RefSeq lists its product as uncharacterized. NCBI's taxonomy places the organism in Eukaryota, Metazoa, Chordata, Actinopteri, Syngnathiformes, Callionymidae. The record is from RefSeq and is a predicted model, not a curated record. Bases 225 to 3056 code for a protein of 943 amino acids. The transcript is spliced from 9 exons.